This is a messenger RNA of Coturnix japonica (Japanese quail), 4958 nucleotides long. RefSeq names its product plexin domain containing 2 (gene PLXDC2). Lineage: Eukaryota; Metazoa; Chordata; Aves; Galliformes; Phasianidae. The record is from RefSeq and is a predicted model, not a curated record.
CGGAAACCUCCCGAAAGGAGAACUUGUCUGCCGCCCCGCCGCCCGCAUUCUCUCCCGCGGCGCAUCCGCCAGCAUCCGCCCGCCCUCUGGGUGCUGCCCUCCCACCCGGGGGUUCGGGGCCGACCCGCCGACUCCAGCUGGAAGGUUUCCUCGCUCGCGGUGUGUCGAGGGGAGGCACCGUCCCCAAGGCACCCAAGCCUCACCCUGCGGGGGAAGGGAGUUGGGUGGGGGCAAGCCAGGAAGGGAGGAUCUCCGCGGCUCUCCUAAAAUCAAUCAGCAGGCUGCGAGGAGGAAGAGUUUGGCACUUCGCAGGCGAGACUGGGCUUGUUUUCCCCAGCAGUGAUGCCGCUGGACUGAGAGCGGCGCGGCCGCACAAGUUGGGGGAACGGAGCCUUCCCCAUCCACCGCUCCCCAGCCCCGCUCCAGCCCCCGCCGCCCCUCCAUGAGAGCUCCUGCGAGGGGAGGGCGACUCGGCGCCUUCUAGGGCUACUCCCCGCCGCCUGCCGACUUCCCCACCCUCCGACGAGGAACGGCGCGCACCCCGCACCCCGGAGAGUUGUCUCGGCAGCUCCGUGCUAUGGCGAGGCUGCGGAGAAGCAAACUAGCCGCUGGAUUUCUAUUACUUUUCCAGUUCCUGAGCGAGCGCUGCCAGCUCGCCGGCGGAGAGACUGCGAGUCAAAGCCGCGGUGUGCUUUAUGAAGUUGUUCAGAGCUUCCCUGGAGUGGAAGAAAAUGUGCAAGUGGAUGCACGUGUAAAUAGCCACAGGUGGAGAAGGCACUCAGAGUCUCUUAAAUCAGUCAACACUAACAGAGCCAGUAUGGGGCAGGAUUCCUCUGAGCCAGGUGGUUUCACAGAUCUGUUGCUUGAAGAGGGACAUGAGAAUGCCACCCAGAUUGAGGAGGAUACAGAUCAUAAUUAUUAUACUUCAAGGACGUAUGGCCCAUAUGAUUCUACCAGUCGGGAUUUAUGGGUCAAUAUAGACCAAAUGGAGAAAGACAAAGUAAAGAUUCAUGGGAUCCUCUCCAAUACUCAUCGACAAGCAGCAAGAGUGAAUCUGUCCUUUGAUUUUCCAUUUUAUGGCCAUUUUCUACGUGAAAUUACUGUGGCAACUGGGGGUUUCAUAUAUACUGGAGAAGUUGUGCAUCGAAUGCUAACAGCUACACAAUAUAUUGCACCCUUAAUGGCAAAUUUUGAUCCCAGUGUAUCAAGAAAUUCAACAGUCAGAUACUUUGAUAAUGGCACAGCACUAGUUGUCCAGUGGGACCAUGUUCAUCUGCAGGAUAAUUACAACCUGGGCAGUUUCACUUUUCAGGCCACCCUUCUCAAUGAUGGGCGUAUCAUUUUCGGCUACAAAGAAAUUCCUGUCGCUGUGACACAGAUAAGCUCAACAAAUCACCCUGUGAAAGUUGGACUAUCAGAUGCAUUUGUGGUCGUGCACAGAAUUCAGCAAAUUCCCAAUGUCCGCAGAAGAACAAUUUACGAAUACCACAGGGUGGAGCUGCAGAUGUCAAAGAUUACAAAUUUGUCAGCUGUUGAAAUGAUACCUCUUCCAACUUGUCUCCAGUUUAACAGCUGUGGUCCCUGUGUCACUGCUCAGAUUGGCUUCAACUGCAGCUGGUGCAGUAAACUCCAAAGAUGCUCCAGUGGAUUUGACCGUCACCGACAAGACUGGGUAGACAGUGGCUGUCCUGAGGAGUCAAAAGAUAAGAUCUGUGAGAAGAAUGUAGACACAACUGAAACACCGCUGUACUCUACCACCACUCUUCAACCAACCACAACAAAAUUCAGAGUUUUAACAACCACCAGAGGAUUCACCAGCUCCCAGCUGCCAACCAGCCUACCCACAGAAGAUGAUACCAAGAUAGCACUGCACCUAAAAGAUAAUGGAGCUUCCACAGAUGACAGUGCCGCAGAGAAAAAAGGUGGAACACUUCAUGCUGGUUUAAUCAUCGGCAUUCUAGUCCUGGUCCUCAUUGUGGCUGCAGCAAUCCUCGUGACUGUCUAUAUGUACCAUCAUCCAACAUCAGCAGCCAGUCUCUUCUUCAUAGAGCGGCGUCCGAGCAGAUGGCCAGCAAUGAAAUUCAGAAGGGGAUCUGGACAUCCUGCAUAUGCUGAAGUGGAACCAGUUGGAGAAAAAGAAGGCUUCAUCGUAUCAGAGCAAUGCUAAAAUUUUUAGGACAGAACACCAGUACUGGCCUACAGGUGUAAGACAUUUACUUUGCAUCUCUAUAAAGAAAAGGAGCCCUAAGCUGCUGAUAGUAUGAAGAUUUUGGAUAAGCUUUGUCCAGGAAGAAAAACUAUCUAAGAUACCAGAUUACCAUUGCACAGUAGUCUUUGUUAGUGGACUGAGACACAAUGGUUGAUGCAGAACAGUGGACACCUAUGGUAUCAGAACUAUGGCACAAGUGCCACAUUAUUGGCUUUAGGUAUGGCGGUGCACAGAAAUCAAAAAUAUAAUAAAGCUUUGGUGCACAAGGGGGUUACCCUGUGGUUCAAGUGUUCUUCUCUGGUAUGUCAAAGACUGAGCGACAAAUCUGUACACUUUCAGUGCAAAGAACACUGAUCAGUGUUCACAGGUGAUUGAGAACAUUAUCUCAAUGCAAGUGAAGAAGAAAAAUAAAAGAAUUUUCCAAUAUUUCUACAAACAGAUGUGGAAGUACACUCACUUUUUAAUUCUAAAAUAGGCUGCCCACCCGAGCAAGUAAGCCACAAUGCAUAUGCUUUCCAGGAGUAGUACAAUGUUUCUUGUACAUUGCUGAUCAAUAUCCUUUCAAACAAUUCAUGAUAUACAAACUGAUAAGAAAUGAAGGCAACAGAGAAAUUGUUAUUUCAUGGGAGUUCACAAUGAAGUUGGGCUGAUUUUCAGUUUCAAUGUUCAUUAAAAAUUACAAGGUUCCCUUCAAGUGAAAUCUUUCAUUUCUGAGUGAUAGACUAAAUUCAAGGCAAUAGAUCUUUUUUAUCUGACAGAGGUGUUAUGGACCAUUUCUUAGACAAUGUAAUACAAAAAAAAUAUCUGAAGAUAUAAAAUAAAUGGGGUUCUAUCCUUUGCCAUUUCAAAAUCUUUCCUGAGAAGCACCACAGACUUCAGUGCACCCCUCCCAGAGAUUCAGAUAUUAUUAAACCCUGCUGAUUCAUAAAAUGAAUUUGUUUAAUGCACACAGUAGUUGCAUAAAUAUAUAUAUAAAUAUAUUUUUUUUUAUAGCUAACACAAGGCAGGCUCUUGUGACUGUUAAGACUGCAUUUUUGUCAUUCAGACAAAGGAAAUGGAUUGCAUUACUGCAUAUUUCCACUGAGUUGUAAAAUAAUCCUUAAUGUUAUAAUAUUUUUAUGUUGUGUGGGGAAGGUGGUUCAUGUAGUCGCAAUACCAUAACCUUUCUUCCUAUUGAAACCACUCUUUCUUUAAUGUCGACCCUUUCCCUCCAUGUAUAGGGAAAGACAACAUUAUAAAUUCACAGCAUCAAAAACAGCUACUCCUUUCAUGAAAGGGGUUAGUAUGUAACGAGACCCAGAUCUUCCAUGCAGCAUGGGAACCUAAAUGCUUUGAUGAUCUGGGCCAGAGACAUUAAAAUAUUAAAUUCAGGCAUUAUACAUGCAUUUCAUUGUAGUCAUUGACUAUCACAUUUUUACAUGCUAUACAAACAGAUAUACUAAAUGCAUUUUAAAGUGAGAUAUACAUGAUUAGCAGUUUCAGAUCUCAAGUAGCUAAAAACAGUUGUUGAUACUACCUUAUUACUACAGCUAAUUACAUUUUCUGUUGAAGCUUCUAUGGUCUAAAUUCAAUUACUUGAUGCUGUUCAGUAAAUAAUACUAUUUUUUUUUUUCUGUAUUCUUAUGUUUUGCAUUAAACAUUUUUUUCGUCUGUUUAACAUCAUCUAGCGUGAGACUGAAACUGUUCAAAACCUAACUGGUAUUAAUCUGGAGGUACUAACAAACAUCCUCUUGAAGCUUGGUGAAAAGUCUGCAAGUAUUCUUUUCCCUUUGUGUGGGUUUAUGUUAGGCCAGGAUUAAAUUGCAGGCUGAUAAUUUUGAUAGCAAUAACCAAAUUUAUGCAUUUACACAUUUAUCUGGUGGCGCUCAUUUAAGAUAUCACUGCAAAUCAUUUAGACAGUUGAUGUGUAAUAUUUACUGUCAGGUUUUUUUUUAGCAAUCUUGAAAUUCAUCAGCUAGGAUUGACUGGCCAAAUAAAGCAAUUGUACAGCUUCCCUUUGAAGCAUGCUGGCAACCUGUUUGAGAGCACAGCCUGGCAAAUUAUACUAAAAAAUUUUAUAAAAAUCUACAAAGUAAUGCAAUAAGCUCGGGAGAUAUUUCAUACAAGUAAAGAAUGUUUAUUUUAUUAUGAGUUUACAGGUUUGCACUUUGAUUGACUCAUAGUUUUCUUUUUUUACCCAUGUAUGUAGUUCAUUUCAUGCAAUAGAGCUUAAUGAAUUUUUUGAUGUUGUUUAACAAGCAUGACAAAUUUCAAAUUCAGUAUUUGAUUACUUUUAUUCUAAGGCCCUCUUGCACAGGUAAAGGAUCUUUAUUAAUAUUUGCAAACUAACUUAAAUUUCAUAGUCCUUAUUAAAAUAACAGCAAUUAUUUUUCACUCUUUGUUCACCUCCAGUAAUUUGGUGGCAGAUUUCACAGAUAUGUGGGGAGAUCUAGUAUACUUCUUUUGAUUUUUGCCAUGAUGUUAUAUGCUAUGGAUUAUAACAUAAUGAGUUCCUGGGUUCAUUUGAUAAGAUUGAUAGGCCAUAUGCUUAUAUCUGAUAAGAACUGAUAUCUGAAGAGGAAAACUCGUGCAUACUAAUGGAAUGUAUAGUGUCUCAUCAGUGUCUGCUUUGAUAUAUUCUGUGGUAUGUUCUAUUUAUCCCAGUAGGCAAAAGUUAAUUAAGUAACCUGUUGCUGUUUUGUAAUUCCAUCUGGUUUUCUAAUUUUUUAAUAAGUAAAAAUUGCCACAUUAAAAAUGUUACAAAUAUAAA